GCGCGAGCGCGGCACGCACAGAGACAGAAGUGAGGAGGACAGCGCGAGCGCGGACGGAGACGAGCACAGGACCGGACGUACACCGGGAUUUUUUCAUCGAUGUAAUUUUUUUUCUCCUCAGUUUAAAGGAUCCGCACUAUUUCUGUUUUUUUUUUGGUGCUGACUGAUUUCUAUAUUUCUGUAAGUACGCAGGUGUGUUUUUUGGAGUUGAUACUACUCGCACGAGGGAGUGUAUCGUUUGACCAGAGAGACGCGUUUUCCUGUUUAUUCGGAAAUUUUUUUGGUCACCCCCUACAACCCCGUUCGGAUAUUUCUACCGAUCUUUGGAAGCCAGUGCCAUGCGGAUACUCGCGCGCUGCAAAUGAGAAACGGACGACGCGCUCGCGCCACAUGAGCGACGUGCCCUCGCCGUCUGGAGUCGCGCGGACACCGAGUCCCCCCGCCCCGGAGAGCAGCUGCCCCGCCGGCACCUCGCACCCCGACCGCAGCUUCGCUGUCGGCCUGAGCGGCGAUUCACGAGCACACGAUCGAGCUCCACGGCUCGCGCUCGCCUCGCUGCCCCUCGCGGAUCCGGUGCGUCACGCGAAGCGCCUUCCCGUACGGAUUCUCCAAAUGCUGAGCGCGCGCGCGGCUCACAUGCUCCACGCGGACUACCUGCAGCCGCUCAGCUCCGCGCCGCUCCCCAUCGAGCUGGAUGCUAAGAAGAGUCCACUAGCCCUCCUGGCUCAAACCUGCUCCCAGAUCGGCAAGCCAGAUCCCCCUUCGUCCUCCAAGAUAAGCUCACUCUCCUCGGGCAACUUGGGAGACAAAGAUGGUCGGUCAACCGGGUCGGGUAUUAAAUCGGCAGAGCAGCAGCAACAGCAGGGCCUGGAGGACAAGUCCAGCUUCAAGCCUUACUCCAAAAACAGUUCAGAAUGCCGGAAGGAUGGAGUCGUUCUAAGCGGAUCGGCCGACAAGCCCGGGUUCAGGACAUCUGGUGGGAGUUCGGCUACGACGACGUGUCCAUCGUUCCCUCCUCAUACCUCUUCUCCAAGGACCUGCUCGCCGUCCCAGCAUGCCCCGGGUCAGGCACAUGUACACCGCCAGACACAGUCUCCAUCCAUGCAGAAACCCCUCAGUGUAGACUCCAAAACCGGAAGUUCUGACUCAAGCACAGAGAGUAGCAGUGGCAGCGAUCGUGGCGGGAAAAAAGACUUGGAUAACAGCAGACUUGAUAAUGCCCAGAUAGCUAACUCUAGCCAGGCACGAGCGAGCGUCAACUCCAGCAGUGGUAGUGCCUCAAGUAGCCCUCGACCAGAAAGCAAGAACGAUUCCCAACCUCCACAGACAUCCUUAGCUAAUUCCAGCCAUGUUGCCCCAAUUUCACCAUUCAAACCUGGACACUCUGUGUUCCCCUUGCCUGCUUCUACCUUGGGAUACCAUGGCUCCAUAGUUGGUGCCUAUGCUGGCUAUCCUUCCCAGUUCAUCUCUGGGUUGGACCCUGCCAAGACUGGUUUAGUAGGUGCUGCUGGGAUCACAAAACACCCAAGUUCCAGUCCUUUAACGGGAACGUCUCCUCCAUCCUUUAUGCAAGGCUUGUGCCGGGACCCGUAUUGCCUCACUUACCCCAACACGCCCCACUUAGGGGGUAGCAACUGCAACACUUGUGUCCAUGAUCCAUCCUCGACUCUCAAGUCAGGAUUCCCAUUGAUGUACCCUUCUCCACACCUCCAUGCGCUCCAUCCAGGCUCUCUGUCCACGUCCGGUGCUUCCGGCUCCCUCUCCCACCCGCUCUACACCUAUGGAUUCAUGCUUCCUAGUGACUCUCUUCCUCAUGCCUGCAACUGGGUCUCUGUCAGCGGGCCCUGCGACAAGCGCUUUGCUACUUCAGAGGAACUUUUGGCGCACUUGCGCACUCAUACCUCCCUUCCUGGUGUGGAUGGAAAGCUGUUAUCUGCAUAUCCUUCCACUGCCUCUUCUUCUGCUGCUUCUUGCCACCUACACCUACCCCCUCCUAGCAGCCCCGGGGCUCUUCCAAGCUCCUUCUCGCUUCGAGGUUCUCCCGGACUUGGCCUGGCUCGCUACCAUCCUUACAGCAAACCCCAUUUGCCAGGAGCACCUUCCUUACCUAUGCACUCUCUCCCUGCAACAGCACCGUACUACUCACCCUACGCUCUCUACAGCCAGAGACUGGGCUCGGCAUCGGCACUCGGUUACCCUUGAUGGAAAGACCACAGGUGGAGGAUGAGCAAGAGGUCAAAACAAGGACAAGGACCAUCCAAAAAGGAGCUUUAAAUGGAUGGAGAUACCUCUGUAAACCAUGGAGGUGGGAAGCACAGGAACACAGAGAGAACCCUGAACCUAAUGGAACUUUAAUAUUAUUUGAUGAUCAAAGUUUUAUUUCAGUUUAUUAAUAAAAAAAAGUAUAUUUAUUUUUCUCUCGAGCGCUUGGCUUUGUACUUUGGGAAACAUUUACCGUCUAAAUGCAUUCGUUGUCACUUUGGUACAGGAACAAUAUUUUCAGAGAUCGAUAUCGCUCUUUCCACAAUACAUUUUUAUAACAAACACUCAUUUAUCUUUCAGUUGUCACUUUGAUUGUUUAUUUUUCCUUUUGCUUUCUCCAGUGCUCCAGCAAGCAUGACUUGCCUGACAGCCGGUUUCUUCUUGGAAAUUUGCCAUUUUUUUGUUCCUUUUUUUUUUGUACUUGUACAGUUCAAAAAAAAUAAAACACAAACAGACAGAUGUGAUAUAUUUUCUAUGGUGAGUGAUUGGGCGAGCUGGAGAGAGAGAGAUAGUUUACUGGUGGGUCGAAGGGAAACGGGGGGGGUAAUAAAUACAAACAAUUAAGAGUCCUAUGUAGAGAUGGUGGCGCUAUACACUUAACAGAAUGUCUUAUUUUGUGAAAUAAACAAUAACUUGA
Hemibagrus wyckioides is the source of this 2899-nucleotide messenger RNA. It is a transcript of the gene znf703, whose product is annotated as zinc finger protein 703. The coding region runs from base 391 to 2202 and encodes 603 amino acids. The record is from RefSeq and is a predicted model, not a curated record. Gene Ontology annotation, biological process: negative regulation of DNA-templated transcription. Gene Ontology annotation, cellular component: nucleus. Lineage: Eukaryota; Metazoa; Chordata; Actinopteri; Siluriformes; Bagridae. The transcript has 2 exons.